CUCCGUCAGUGUAACGGUGUCUGACAGACAGCUUUCACGGGCCAGCGGCUGCCUUGGCCGGCUGAGAAAUCCGACAGGGGUCGGGGUCGGUCCAAGACGUAUCAGAAGAAAGCAUCUGGGGUGGAGAAAACAAGAAGCCUCCAAAGCCAGGAGGUGAAGGUAGAUGAGUUACUGCUUUUGUUCUCCUUCUAGGAGUCGGGGUAUAUGUUUCGCCUGUGAAUGGACCCAGAGGUGGGAACUGAUAUUUUUGUAAUACUGUUUUCCUCCAUCGCGUUUCACUGCACUGCACACAAGCCCGGCUCAGCAUCGUGGAGGAGAAGCCGCAUACCUGCAGCUCUGUCGUCGCUGCUCCCCUUAAUCAUUCUAAAGGGUCGGCUGCAGAUGAAAGUGCGGGGAUGCUCUUUAAUUUUUGUAUGAAAUGAACACCUCUGUAGAGAAGGAUAAACUUGGAUAACAUCAAGGAAACUAACUGGGAACUGCAUCGUAAAGCAAGCAUUUGAAAAAGAGUUAUAUAACGGCUCCAGGUAGAAGAAGAGUGGUAAAACAGAGUCGCACCAGGAGGAGAACCAAAACCCUGCAGGUUACAUGGGCUUCUGUGGGCAUGAGGACCAGAAGGGUCGUUAAGGUAUCUGUGCAGUUAGAGAAAAGGGAGGCGGAGGACGAAGGACGCAACUGAAGCUCCGGUCGGGAGAGGCGGUGAUGGCUGGUAAGGGUAGCGGGGUUCAGUCCACCCAUCAGCCGACUGCAGCCCUGUCAGCAGCCGCAGCAUGAGGUGGAGGAGGGAGCAGACACAGAGGAGGUGACCCUUAUCAUAACCUGAAGAAGACAAGACCCAGUGCGUGACCUUGUUUGUCUAAAGUGCCAAAGAAGGACAGGGAAAAGCAUCGCUGGCAAAAUAAUAGCCUACGUCUACUUUUCACUAGGACCCCUUUCAACCUUGCUUCAAGCUACACUUAGGGGCUCAACUGUUCUCUUGACUCCACCUGGAGCCUGCCUCCAACCCAUCUGCCAGAUCAGAUAACCUUCUUAUUGUUGGUAACCACAUGUUUGAGGUGACUGUAUGUGACCAACGCUGUCCAUUCUCAAGCAGGAGCAGUGUCUCACAACCUCAAUCUGCAUCAUGCAGUGGAGACGGCGGCACUGUUGUCCCAUCAAGAUGACCUGGACCAUCAAGCGUUCACUCUUUCGAACCCACGUGGCUGGUCUGCUCUCCCUUGCUCUACUCUUUACAUUUUUUUUAUUUUUCAGCCACCAGGAAUGGCUGCCAGGGCGCAGUGGACCUCGUGACAACCCGCUAGCCUACACCAUCAGGGGCCUCCGGAGUCCCAAGGGAGAGGCCAACCAGAGCAGCUCCCUCAGGAGUCUGUGGAAGGAGACAGGGUAUGGAGCGCCAAAGCCUCUUCUCAACCUCAGCUCUCAACAGGCUGAGGAGACGGCAGCAGAGCCAGGAGGAGUAGGUGGAGCUGGAGGAGGAUCCAGAAUGGGCGUCUUGGGGCUUGGGGACUCCAUGAGCUCUAACAACAGUUUACAGAAGGAGAUGGAUGUUGGUGAGAAGCUUAGUGCUCAGCCCUACCGCUACAUCCUAAACGAGCCUUUUAAGUGUAGGGACAGUAUGCCCUUCUUAAUCCUCCUCAUUGCUGCUGAGCCUAGACAAACUGAUGCACGCAAUGCAAUCCGGCAGACAUGGGGAAAUGAGAGUGUUGCAGGGGGGCUGGGGUUUGUCCGACUUUUUCUUCUUGGCACAGGAAAGAGUUCAGAUGCUUUCCUUCAAAGUAGCAUUGAAGAAGAGAGCCGUGUUUACCAUGACAUCAUCCAACAGGACUAUCAGGACACCUACUACAACCUAACCACCAAAACCUUGAUGGGAAUGAACUGGGUGGCCACCUAUUGCCCACAUGUCUCCUAUGUGAUGAAGACGGACAGCGACAUGUUUGUUAAUACAGUGUAUCUUAUUCAAAAGCUGCUAAAACCUGAAUUACCCCCCAGGCAGAGGUAUUUUACAGGCUAUCUAAUGAGAGGCUACGCACCAAACCGAAACAAGGACAGCAAGUGGUACAUGCCACCGGAGCUUUAUCCAAGCGAGCGCUACCCGAUAUUUUGCUCAGGCACCGGGUACGUGUUCUCAGGGGACAUGGCUGAGUUAAUCUAUCAGGCUUCGCUAAGCAUACGCAGGCUGCACCUGGAAGACGUUUACGUAGGGAUCUGCCUGGCAAAGUUACGCAUUGACCCAGCACCCCCUCCCAAUGAGUUCCUCUUCAACCAUUGGCGUGUCUCUUAUUCCAGUUGUAAGUACAGCCACCUGAUCACAUCCCAUCAGUUCCAGCCCAAUGAACUUAUCAAGUACUGGAACCACUUGCAGAGCAACAAGCACAAUGCCUGUAUCAAUACGGCGAAGGAGAAGAACGGCAGACACAGACACCGAAAUUUCCAUGGGGAGAGGCCUCCAUGAUGAAUCCUGUGACUACAUCCUGCCUCAGAAAAAUACAAAUGAUACGUGAAGAAGGGAAUCUUAAACUUAGCACUAAACACUAUGAGAGAAAAAGCACAUUGUUUUUUGGUAUUGUGUACAGUUUAUCAACCAACCUAUUUUUUUAUUUUUGAAGAAGUUAUUAUAAACUUAUUUCAGAAAGGAGGAAUGGGGAACAUGAUUGUGUGAUGCACAUCGAAAGCUGCAGCUCAAAAGUGGGGUUUAGGAUAAUUCAGGUGCCAACAGAUUGGUGGUAAUUCAUGCUCUUCUCUCAAGGGUAGGACAGUCAGAGUCUACAAUGUUUAAAGGGAUGGGUAAAAAAAAAAACCACCACUGUGUUUACACAGACAAAGGGAAAUGUACAUUUAUUUUGAAAAGUUACACUACCUAAAUAUGAAUGAAUGAAUGAUAGAAAUCUUUAACAUUGACCAGUUAUGCUGCCCUGUAUCUCUGUAUUUAUUUUAUAGAUCUAUCAAAGGACACUACUAAGAGUAGUUUUCUUGUCAUCCAAUGUAUUUUAUUUUUAAAAGGAUUCACAGAAAGCACCCACAAUCAUAUCAGAGAUGACUGAGAUUGUAUUUUCUAAAGCUUUACAUUGAAUAUAACUCUGCACUUACGUAAAUGUGCAAUGACUCAGUUUAAAAAAAAUAAAUGUACUGAAUU
Girardinichthys multiradiatus is the source of this 3130-nucleotide messenger RNA. It is a transcript of the gene b3galt2, whose product is annotated as UDP-Gal:betaGlcNAc beta 1,3-galactosyltransferase, polypeptide 2. NCBI's taxonomy places the organism in Eukaryota, Metazoa, Chordata, Actinopteri, Cyprinodontiformes, Goodeidae. Gene Ontology annotation, molecular function: N-acetyl-beta-D-glucosaminide beta-(1,3)-galactosyltransferase activity. Gene Ontology annotation, cellular component: membrane. The record is from RefSeq and is a predicted model, not a curated record. The transcript is spliced from 2 exons. Bases 1121 to 2449 code for a protein of 442 amino acids.